AUGCGGAGGCACAAACACUAUGUCUGCCUCAGAGAUGCACUGUCUCGCAGGCAGAAGCAACGACAAAUGCUUGUGAUCCAAAGGUGCCAAUGUCUGCGAGAUAAGUGGUUCACUCUGGAAGAAGAACAUGUUCCAAGGAAGUGCUGGGUCACCCUGAAAAGCCAGGAUUGGUGGGAUAGAAUUUUCCUUGGCACCUGGGAUGACGAAGAAUGGAUAGAGUGCUUCAGGAUGACCUGUGAAACUUUUGAAGACAUCGUCCGUAUUCUGAGACUGCAUCUGGAACAUCAGAAAACUUCAUUCCAGGAUCUGGUCACUGUUGAGAAAAUGGUCACUGUGGCAAUCUGGUGCCUGGCCAUCGGCAGCUGCUACAGGCAGGCCAAAAAUCAAUUUGGGAUUGGACUUUCCACCGUUGGUACCGCUGUUUUGGAGAUGUGCUACGCACUUAAGUCUGAGCUGCUCUCCAAGAUUGGUGGGGUUGGUUCGGUGAUGGAUGGAUUUGUGGCGCUCAGGUUCCCCGACUGUGUGGGGGCCAUAGAUGGGACCCAUAUCCCAAUAUGUGCUCCCGGAGGCAGCCCUGUGCAGUAUGUGCUGAAGUUGUUUUUUAAUCCGCAUUGGAAACGCUUGGGGAGGGGGUUGCUGGGGCGGGGUCUCCAGCGCGAAUCCCGGGCCCUCCCCCCGUCGGAGCAUGUAGACCGCGGCGCGGCAGAAGCGCCGAGCCCUGCGUGGCUGCGCGGUCUGGCGGCGGAGGAUCCUGCCUUCAGCAGAGGAGGAAACCCUCGCCAAGUAGCCGCAGCAAGGAAGGCAGAAGCGCCUGCUUACACCGCGCGCCUUCCCGUUCCCGGGGCCAGCCGGUCUCUUCGCUCUGCCCAGCGCCCACCUCCAAGCAUGGUGCGGAUCGCGCGGCGCGCUUCCCUCGCGCUGGCCUGGCUGCUCUUUCUCGCAGGUGGAUCUGCUGACGCGGACAGCUCAAGAGGUCGCAGGCAACUCUUACCUGUGAAUCAGCCUGGGGUCUGUCGCUACGGUUCUAAGCUUGACUGCUGUUACGGCUGGAAAAGGAACAGCCAAGGGCACUGCGAAGCCACCUGUGAACAUGGGUGCAAGUAUGGAGAAUGUGUGAUGCCAAACAAAUGUAAAUGUUUUCCUGGAUUUGUAGGGAAAACCUGUAGUCAAGAUAUAAAUGAAUGUGGAUUGAAACCACCCCCCUGCAAACACAGAUGUAUGAACACUCACGGCAGUUACAAGUGCUAUUGUCUCAAUGGGUAUACGCUCAGGCCUGAUGGCACCUGCACAAAUUCUAGGACAUGUGCUGUGGUGAAUUGCCAGUAUGGUUGUGAAGAGGUGAAAGAUGAUGUACGAUGUUUGUGUCCAUCCAGUGGACUGCAGUUGGCACCAAAUGGAAAAACAUGCACAGAUAUUGAUGAGUGCUCUACUGGCAAAGCUAUGUGCUCUUUCAACCGUAGGUGCAUCAACACAUUUGGAAGCUACUACUGCAAGUGCCAGAUUGGGUAUGAAAUGAAGUAUGUGAAUGGCCGAUAUAAUUGUGUAGAUAUAAAUGAAUGUACAGCAAAUACACAGAAGUGUGACCUCCAUGCAGAGUGUCUCAAUACUCAGGGCUCCUUCAAAUGCAAAUGUAAAUUGGGCUACAGAGGAAAUGGAUCUGAGUGCUCUGUUAUUCAUGAAAAUUCUGUGAAAGAGAUUCCUAGGAUUUCUGAACUUGCCAAAGAGAAAUUCAAGAAACUUCUUAUGCAGAAGAACAGUGUGAAAAAACAGGAAGACAUAAAAAAUGUGAUUCCAGAAGCUCCUGUGACUCCAGCUUCUAAGGCUCACAUAAGGCCUUUAGACUAUGACGAUGGCAUCUACAUAGAAAGUACCUAUAGUGAACGGGGGAAAGGCUCUGAAGAUGCUGGAAGAGGUAAGAGAGUAGAAGGAGAAGGGGAAGGAGAAAGAGAAGACUUUGAAAACCAGAGUAACCCUGAGAAGAAACUUCGAGGAGAUGUUUUUUCCAAAGAAGCUGCUGCUUUUGGUCCUCUCCCCAUACAAAGGAAAAUUCAAGUUGAAAAAACAGAGCUGGAAGUCGACUGCAGCUUCAGUCAAGGGACUUGUGCCUGGCAGCAAGAUGCAAGUGAUGACUUUGACUGGAAUCCUGCAGAUCAUGAUAAUGGUGAUGGAUAUUACAUGGCAGUUCCAGCCUUCAUGGGACACAAGAAGGACGUGGGUCGUUUGAAACUUCUUCUUACAGACCUUAAGCCAAAGGGCAUCUAUUGUCUCAUUUUUAGUUACCGGCUUGCAGGAGACAAAGUGGGGAAACUACGAGUAAUAGCAGGCAAUGAUAGCCAUACUCCUUCCUGGGAACAGAGCAUGACAGAUGAUGAACAGUGGAAGACUGGACAGAUGGAAGUAUCUGUGGGGGUUGAAUCAUCGAUGGAUAUCACUUUUGAGGCAGAACGUGGGAAAGGUAAAACAGGAGAAAUUGGAGUGGACACUGUUAUACUGGUUUCUGGCCUGUGCCCUGAAGAUCACUUAACAUUGGAUAUUUGAGUUUGUAACACGAAUGGCUAUUAUAUUAUUUACUGUACUAAAACAAGUUUUUAUAACAUUGUGACCUAGAUAUAAUGAAAAUCUGAAAAUCACAUUGUGAAACUUGAAUGCAGGCAAUAAGCUGACAUACCUAAAAUGUCUGUCUUUAGAUAACUAAUUUGUAUAUAAACUGUACUAAACUUUGUUUUAUGUAUAACUCUGCUGUAUGAGUAGAGUCUAUAUAAUGUGAAAAAUAUUUGUUGAGCUAUUCUGCAACAAAUGUGCAUUAGUUUGUAUAAAAUUAUUUUAAGGAAUAUUCCUGUUUUUAUAUUCCUCAGCGUUCCCCUGCAGAGUGUGAAGUAUUGUCUAAAAAUAGGUUGUUGUCUCUGACAUUUGCCACCACAACACUUAGUUUGACACUAAGUGUUUGAUACAUUGGUACCUGCCAUGUGCCCAGGCCCUUCAAUACUCACAGACUUAUCAGCAAGUUCUAGCCAUCUGCCUGAUGAGUGUUUGCCCAUUAACCAUCCACAGAAAGUAUUAAUGUCAUUUAAAUAUUGAGGUGACCUUAAUAAAUCAAUAAUAUGAACAGUCUUGGACCAUUAUUCUGCAUGAGUUUCAUUUUUCAGCUGUUUGUAAUUAUAUAAUGUAAAUAUGUCAAAGAGGAAGUUCUUUUCUUUCCUUCU
Messenger RNA from Eublepharis macularius, 3203 nucleotides. It is a transcript of the gene EGFL6, whose product is annotated as EGF like domain multiple 6. Bases 1 to 2538 code for a protein of 845 amino acids. Gene Ontology annotation, cellular component: membrane. The transcript is spliced from 14 exons. Gene Ontology annotation, molecular function: calcium ion binding. Lineage: Eukaryota; Metazoa; Chordata; Lepidosauria; Squamata; Eublepharidae. The record is from RefSeq and is a predicted model, not a curated record.